Messenger RNA from Colletotrichum truncatum, 1245 nucleotides. Its product is annotated as lactate 2-monooxygenase PB1A11.03-like protein 1. The record is from RefSeq and is a predicted model, not a curated record. Gene Ontology annotation, molecular function: oxidoreductase activity; FMN binding. NCBI's taxonomy places the organism in Eukaryota, Fungi, Ascomycota, Sordariomycetes, Glomerellales, Glomerellaceae.
AUGGGAGAUGCUGGGGAUGACGGCGACAGCGGUCGCCCUCCCUACUCCUCUUAUGCUGUUAGCAUCUACCAAAAUGGCAUUAUGGCUGGCCAACUGCCUAUCGUGACAACGGACCCAAAUGGCUUGCAGGAACAGGCCAGAAAGGCCAUGGGAAAAGAGGCCUUUGGUUAUGUCUUUGGAGGCGCAGGUGAGCUGUCCACGAUGGAUGCCAAUCGCCUGGCUUUCCGACAGUGGAAGAUCAUCCCUCGUUUCCUGAGACCAAACAACCCUCGGGAUCUGAAAACUGAGCUCUUUGGUGUGACCUAUGACUCCCCUGUCCUGAUGGGCCCCAUCGGCGUCCAAGGCAUCUUCCACGAGGACAAGGAGACAGGCCUGGCCUCCGCCUGUGCGGAACUCGGCGUGCCAUACACGCUGAGCACAGCAGCGACAUCAACCAUUGAGGAAGUCGCCGAGGCCUUAGGCGACAGCCAUCGCUGGUUUCAACUCUACUGGGGAAUGGACAACGAUAUUACUGCAUCAUUGUUAAGACGAGCCAAGGCCAGCGGGUAUAAGGCACUUGUUGUGACCCUCGACACUGUCACACUAGCAUGGAGGCCUGCUGAUUUAGACUCGGCAUAUCUUCCCUUCAUCACCGGCACUGGCAAUUCUGUCGGCUUCAGUGACCCCGUCUUCCGCAAGAAGUUCUCAGCCGAAAAUGACGGGGAUGAGGUCGAGGAUAAUGUGAUUAGUGCGUCACGUUAUUGGAUUAGCCAGGCUUUCCCGGGUGAACACCACAGCUGGGAGGAUCUGGCGCUGUUGAAGAAGCAUUGGGAGGGACCUAUCGUAUUGAAGGGUGUGCUGAGUGUAGAGGAUGCAAAGCUUGCUGUAGAACAUGGAAUGUCGGGUAUUGUCGUCAGCAACCAUGGUGGAAGACAGCUCGACGGCGCCGUGGCUUCGCUGGAGGUGCUCCCAGAGAUUGUGGAGGCUGUAGGUGACAAGCUUACGGUCAUGUUUGACUCGGGAAUCCGCACUGGAGCGGACAUCAUAAAGGCCCUUGCACUAGGAGCCAAGGCUGUGUUCAUUGGUAGACCCGCUAUCUAUGGCCUGGGAAUCGCAGGCAAGGAGGGCGCGAAAGCCGUCAUUGCUGGCUUGCUCGCUGACCUUGAUCUGAGCAUGGGAUUGUCCGGGUUGAAGAGCGUGUCGGAGCUAAAGCCUUCAAUCCUCCGGCAGGUCCGCUACGGCGGGGAUAUCAAGGCCAAUUUGUAA